CCCCCCCCCCCCCUCCCCGCUCCUUUCCCGGUGUCACCGUGUGGGGACAGCACCGGGACCCCCCCCCGGGACCCCCCCCGGGACCUUCGGGGCUCGAGGAAGGGGGAACCGAAAGGGUUCCUCGCGGGGCUGGGGGCUGGGGUGUCGCAGUUCCCCCAUGGAAGGUGAGGAAGCAGCCGCCCGUCUCAUGGAGGCUCCCCUUAGUGACGAGGACGCCCAGGAGCUGCCAGAAGAGGGUGAAAAUGGAGCUGAAGGAGCAGCAGCCAUGGAGGAGCUGACUGGGACCGAGGACACAGAGGAUGGAGGUGUCCCCACGGGGCUCCUGCAGCCGGACAGGGACAUGUUGUGCUCCAGCUCUGUGGACGGUGGAGCAGACACCCUUCUGAAGCCCUCAACUGCCUCGAUGGACAGGCAGAGGAGCACUGAGCUCUCAGCCCUUGACAGCUUCCCCCUGAAGCACUCAAACACGCUGACGAACAGGCAGCGCGGCAACGAGGUCUCGGCCCUCCCAGCCACGCUGGACACGCUGUCCAUUCACCAGCUAGCUGCUCAAGGUGAGCUCAGCCAGCUGAAGGAGCACCUUCGGAAAGGGGAGAACUUGGUAAAUAAACGUGACGAGAGAGGUUUCACGCCGCUGAUCUGGGCUGCAGCCUUUGGAGAGAUCGAAACGGUCCGUCACCUGCUGGAAUGGGGUGCUGACCCCCACGCGCUGGCGAAGGAGCGGGAGAGCGCCCUGUCCCUGGCCAGCAUGGGCGGCUACACCGACAUCGUCAUCAUGCUGCUGGAGAGGAACGCAGACAUCAACAUCUACGACUGGAACGGCGGCACUCCUCUGCUCUACGCCGUGCGCGGCAAUCACGUCAAGUGUGUCGAGGCCCUACUAGGUAACGGGGAAGAUCCGCGCUUAAUCCUCGGCCUCGAGUUGUGGCUUGUUGCUCGUGGUGCCGACCUGACGACAGAAGCAGAUUCUGGCUACACCCCGAUGGAUCUGGCCGUGGCCCUGGGGCACAAGAAAGGCAAGUGUCCCUUCCACACUUGGCAGGGAGCCCUGACUUCCCUCCGCAGCGACCCUACAGGCAGCUCCCAGCCCAGCUCAGGGCUUUCUUUGACCUUCCACCACAGCUCCCUGCUCUGCCAUGCAGAGAAACUCAGCCAGAGAAGUCAGAUUAGGUCCUGUUCCCCUUGCUCCCCCUCCAAACCAGAGCUGUGCUGGCAGUGGGACCGGGACAGGAGAGAUGGGCCCCUGGAGAAAGGGAUUUUCCAGCUUCCCCUUGGAAAACAGGAGCCAAAGAGUGCCCAGGUCCUACCCACAGCUGAAACGGGUUCUUACAGGCUCGGCUUCCCUGGUUUCACCUCUCUCCCUUCUCUUCCCCUCAUUAGUCCAACAGGUUAUUGAAAAUCACAUCCUCAAGCUAUUCCAGAACAAAGGGUUGGAGUGACAGUGGCUCACUCUGCAGCACCAGCGCUUCUCUUGGCCGACGCAGGGCUCUCUUCUGGGACCAACGUGGCCUGACCCAGCGGUCCCAAAACGGGCAGCAGCACAGUGCUUCAAGCAAGGAGCACGUGGAGGAAGCUGUGAACCAACCGCUUGGCCUCGGCGGAUUUAGGCCACUCCUGGAAGAUGGCACGGCCUCGGUGCCUCGCACCCAGGGACACUCACUCCUCAGGGCAGCUGCAUUUCUGCUCCUUCUGGACUCAGCUGCUUCGUGCGUGCAUUCAAGUAUUGCAUUUUUUUGGAAGUAAACCCUAAAAGCAGC
This is a messenger RNA of Anas platyrhynchos (mallard), 1757 nucleotides long. It is a transcript of the gene RFXANK, whose product is annotated as regulatory factor X associated ankyrin containing protein. The record is from RefSeq and is a predicted model, not a curated record. Lineage: Eukaryota; Metazoa; Chordata; Aves; Anseriformes; Anatidae. Gene Ontology annotation, cellular component: nucleus. Gene Ontology annotation, molecular function: protein binding. Gene Ontology annotation, biological process: positive regulation of transcription by RNA polymerase II.